Molecule: messenger RNA, 1551 nt
Organism: Euleptes europaea (tarantolino)
Lineage: Eukaryota; Metazoa; Chordata; Lepidosauria; Squamata; Sphaerodactylidae
Product: cytochrome P450 1A4
Exons: 6
Coding region: 1-1551 (516 amino acids)
Biological process (GO): hormone biosynthetic process; progesterone metabolic process
Molecular function (GO): oxidoreductase activity, acting on paired donors, with incorporation or reduction of molecular oxygen, reduced flavin or flavoprotein as one donor, and incorporation of one atom of oxygen; steroid 17-alpha-monooxygenase activity; heme binding
Source: RefSeq, a predicted model, not a curated record
AUGAAGGUUGCCCUGAUGGAAAACCAAGGCAUCCUACCACUCACAGAACUGCUCAUCGCCGGCGCGGUUUCCUGUCUGGUUCUGAUGAUCGCAAAGUCCUUCUGGAAGCCCGUCCCACAGGGGCUGAAGAGGGUCCCAGGACCGAGGGGCUACCCUUUGAUUGGCAACAUGCUGGACCUGGGGAAGAACCCCCACCUGGCCUUGACUCAGAUGAGUCAGAAGUACGGGGACGUGAUGCAGAUCCACCUGGGCACCCAGCCCGUGUUGGUGUUGAGUGGGUUGGACACGAUCCGGCAAGCACUGGUGAAGCAGGGGGAAGACUUCAUGGGGCGCCCUGACCUCUACAGCUUCCGGCACAUCGCCGACGGCCAGAGUUUAACUUUCGGCCACGAUUCCGGAGAAGUGUGGCGGGCCGGCCGGAAGCUGGCUCAGAAUGGCUUGAAGACGUUCUCCGCCUCCCCCAGCCCCACCUCAGCUUCCUGCCUGCUGGAGGAGCACGUCUCCAACGAAGCCGACUACCUGAUCGCGAAGUUCCAGGAGCGGAUGGAGGAGGAGAAGAGCUUCGACCCUUACCAGUCCCUGGUGGUCUCGGUGGCCAACGUCAUCUGCGCCAUGUGUUUCGGGAAGCGCUACGGCCACGACGACCAGGAGCUGCUCAGCUUGGUCAACAUGAACAACGAGUUUGGGGACGCGGCGGCUUCGGGGAACCCGGCCGACUUCAUCCCCAUCCUCCAGUAUCUUCCCAACCGGACCAUGGCGGCCUUCAAGGAUAUCAAUAAGCGCUUCACGGCGUUUGUGCUGAAGAUCGUCAGAGAUCAUUACAACAGCUUUGACAAGGAGCACAUCCGAGACAUCACCGAUUCCCUGAUCGAUCACUGCCAAGAUAAAGUGGACGAGAACGCCAACGUCCAGCCCUCGGAUCAAAAGAUUGUCAAUAUUGUCGGUGAUCUCUUCGGUGCAGGUUUCGACACAGUGACCACAGCUCUGUCGUGGUCCCUCGUGUACCUGGUGACCUAUCCGGAAACCCAAAAGAAGAUUCAGGAUGAGAUAGACCAAACCAUUGGCAGGGAAAGGAAGCCCCGGCUCUCUGACCGGUCCAUGCUGCCGUACACAGAAGCCUUUCUGCUAGAGAUGUUCAGACAGUCUUCUUUUUUGCCCUUCACAAUCCCUCAUUGCGCCACUCGGGAAACGGCUCUGAACGGCUUCUACGUCCCUAAAAACAUCUGCGUGUUUGUCAACCAGUGGCAGGUGAACCACGAUGAAAAACUUUGGAAGGACCCUUCUUCUUUCCAGCCGGAACGUUUUCUCACCGUCGACGGGGCCGGCAUAAAUCGAGUGGAGAGCGAGAAGGUUCUGAUUUUUGGUCUGGGGAAGAGGAGGUGCAUCGGCGAAUCCAUCGGCAAGGGGGAAGUCUUCCUUUUCUUGACCACCCUGCUCCAGAAACUAGAAUUCAGUGUGUGCCCCGGACCGAUGGUGGACGUCACUCCUCAGUACGGACUCACGAUGAAACCCAAGAAGUGCGCGCGCUACCAGGUCAGGCAGCGUUUCUAA